Molecule: messenger RNA, 1352 nt
Organism: Nilaparvata lugens (brown planthopper)
Lineage: Eukaryota; Metazoa; Arthropoda; Insecta; Hemiptera; Delphacidae
Product: tRNA methyltransferase 10 homolog A
Exons: 4
Coding region: 134-1186 (350 amino acids)
Biological process (GO): tRNA N1-guanine methylation
Cellular component (GO): nucleoplasm; nucleus
Molecular function (GO): tRNA binding
Source: RefSeq, a predicted model, not a curated record
CUGUAUGUUAUCUGUGAUUGAGGAUCGUCAUUUUGAGGUUAGAGUUGGAACACUUCUCAUGCUUUGCUUGUGGUAUUUUCUGUUAGAACGUUUCUUCUUUCCCACAAAUUCUCGUAUAUAAUAAUUAACGAAUAUGGAUGAAGGAGACCAAACAUCGUUGAAAAGGAAAUGUGAAGAUGAAAUUGGUGGAACAAACAAAGAUAAAUUGAAACGUCGAAGAAUGAACUUGGAUAUAGAAAUCAUGAAUAUAGGUUAUGAAGGAAGCAAAGAAGAGCUGAAGAGUUUAUCUAAACGUCAAAAAAAGAAAUUACUGAGGUCGUUGAAAUCUAAGAAAGUGCAACCAAUAAAGAGGAAAGAAGAACGUCUUCGUAAAAAAAUGAAAAAAGUUUUCGCAAAGUUGAACAAUUUGAAACUGGGGCCGUCAAGAAAAACUUUGAAACGCUGUUUGAUGUCAACAAGUGCUUGUAAAGUUACAGUUGCAAUUGAUCUAUCUUUUGACGAUCUGAUGAACGAAAAGGAAAUGCAAAGUUGUCUAAAACAGAUCAAUAGAUGCUACUGUGCUAAUAGAAGGGUAGCCAAUCCUAUGCAAUUUCAUGUGACGAAUUUCAAUGGAAAGUCUGAAGAACUAAUGGAGAAACAAAACGCAGGCUUCCGGAACUGGGAUGUGAACUUCCAUUCAUCUUCACACCUACAAGUGUUUGACAAACCCAACCUCGUCUACUUGACUUCAGACUCGCCAAACAUUCUCUACGAUUUGGACGAGACAAAGACGUAUGUGAUAGGCGGCCUAGUGGACCACAACCGGCAUAAGCUGAUGUGCUACAGACGCGCCACAGAACAGAGCUUAGCGCAUGCGCGACUGCCCAUCACCGAAAUGCUUCAGAUGAGCACAAGGAAGGUGUUGGCCAUCAAUCAUGUGUUCGAGAUACUUUUGGAGGUUAGCACCGGCAAAAGCUGGAAAGAUGCAUUCUUAGCGGUCAUACCGCUGAGGAAGGGUGCUAAAGCGAAGGAGGAGGGGCAGAAGAAAGAGGAAGGAGGAGGAAGAGGAGAACAAGGAGGAGAGGAAACAGUAGGAGAGAAUCUGUAUAGUCUGUGUAAAGUAUUCAAAAAGGGAGAGAAGGAGGAGGAAGGAAGAGUAGAGGGAGAGGGGAUGAAAGUGGAAGAGGAGGAGGAGAGGAAGCCGUAAAAGAGAAUUGGUGUAGUCAGAGUGAAGUCCUAAGGGUACAACCAAACUGAAAGCGUAGCGUGGCGUGGCGUUGAGGAGCGUCGUGAACAAUAUCAUGCUAAGUAAUGAGCUAAAACACACUGGAAGCGUCUACUCGCAGAGCGGAGCGUGGCGUCAAGAUUUGGAA